Messenger RNA from Eucalyptus grandis, 852 nucleotides. Its product is annotated as 1-aminocyclopropane-1-carboxylate oxidase homolog. Bases 1 to 852 code for a protein of 283 amino acids. The record is from RefSeq and is a predicted model, not a curated record. The transcript has 3 exons. Lineage: Eukaryota; Viridiplantae; Streptophyta; Magnoliopsida; Myrtales; Myrtaceae.
AUGGUCACCACCGCAGACACCGAACAUGACCAAGUGAGCGAAUUGAGAGCAUUCGAUGAGACUAAGGCUGGAGUCAAAGGCCUUGUAGAUGCCGGGAUCACCCAAGUCCCCCACAUAUUUGUCCGGCUGCCUGACAGCAUGGCCUGCAGUGAUGAUCGCGUGGACAUCCCGGUGAUCAACCUAGGAUGCGCAAAUGCAGGCCCCGCCUGUCAUAAGGAGACAGUGCAGAAUAUCGGGCAAGCAAUGGGAAAAUGGGAUUUCGUCCAGGUGAUCAACCAUGGGGUCCAUGAGAGCCUCUUGGAGGAGGUGAUAGAGGGUCACGCAGGUUCUUUGAGCAGAAUACAGAGGCCAAGAAAGGAUCAUACACCAGAGAUUUUACGAAAGGGUCAUGUACAACAGCAACAUGCCCUUUAUAAUUCGAUAGCCGCUGAUUGGAGGGACAGUAUAUUUUGCUCCAUGGGACCAGAGCCCCCCAGCCCCAGUAGUUGCCCGAAGCUUGCAGUCAAAUUGGAGGACUUCAAGCGCUUCAUGAAAACAAGUGGAUCUAACGUUCCUCCAAUAGCUGGAGCGCUAAUGAUCAACAUCGAAGAUCUUUUGGAGCUCAUAAUGAAUGACCAGUUUAAGAGUGUCGAGCACCGAGUCAUGGCAAACAAGAGAGGCCCGAGAGUGUCAGUGGCGUGCUUUUUCGGCCACACUCCUCAGCCAUCUUCAAGGCUGUAUGGACCCAUCAAGGAAUUAACACCAGCAGACAACCCACCAAUCUACAACGAGACUACACUACCAAACUACACUGCCCAUUACAUUUCCCAGGGUGUACGUGGAACUUCUGCCCUUCCUGAUUUCAAGCUGUAG